AGCGAACAAGACCGACCGGUCGACCAUCCUGCAGAGGCCAUGGCGUUCGUGAAGCUCGUGAAGAACAAUGCUCACUUCAAGCGGUACCAGACGAAGAGGAGGAGGAGGAGGGAAGGCAAGACCGACUACAGGGCGAGGAAGAGGCUCAUCACCCAGGACAAGAACAAGUUCAACACCCCCAAGUACCGCAUGAUUGUCCGUACCUCCAACCGCUACGUCUACUGCCAGAUCGCCUGGGCCACCACCAAGGGUGACCGCAUCCUUGCUGCUGCCUGCUCCAAGGAACUCCCCCUGAAGUACGGACUCCCCGGCGCUGUUGGUCUCAAGAACUGGACUGCUUGCUACGCUACCGGUUUCUUGCUCGCUCGCCGUGUGCUCAAGAAGCUCAACCUCGACGAGCUCUACAAGGGCCAGGAGGAGGUUAGCGGAGAGGACUACACCGUCAAGUCCAACAACGAGGGCAAGAAGGACAAGAAGAGCAAGGACCCCGAGCCCUUCCGCGUCUGCCUUGACGUCGGUCUCCAGACCACCAGCACUGGUGCUCGCAUCUUCGGUGCUCUCAAGGGAGCUCUCGACGGUGGACUCGACAUCCCUCACUCCGUCCGCCGCUACCCAUGCGGAGACCAGGAGGACUUUGCUGAGACCGUGCACGAGUACAUCCUCGGCAAGCACGUCGCUGGCUACAUGGAGCAUCUCGAGGAGGAGGAUCCCGAGCUCUACAAGACCCACUUCAGCAAGUACCACGAGGCCGAUGUGAACGCUGAGAACAUGGAGGAGGUCUGGGAGUCUGUCUACGAGAAGAUCAGGGAGGAUCCUGCUCACGUCAAGACCGAGAAGAAGCUGCCGCCCAAGAAGAAGAUCAAGCGCGCCAAGCUCUGCGCCUCUCAGAGACAGGACCGCAUCCGUCAGAAGAUGGAGUCUUUCCAGAAGGCCCAGGCUGACGAGUAAAGGAGUAGCACGAGCGCUGUUUUAUAAUGAACAGAUUUCGCG
Messenger RNA from Guillardia theta CCMP2712, 990 nucleotides. It is a transcript of the gene RPL5e, whose product is annotated as large subunit ribosomal protein L5e, cytoplasmic. Gene Ontology annotation, molecular function: 5S rRNA binding; structural constituent of ribosome. NCBI's taxonomy places the organism in Eukaryota, Cryptophyceae, Pyrenomonadales, Geminigeraceae. The record is from RefSeq and is a predicted model, not a curated record. The transcript has 2 exons. The coding region runs from base 40 to 948 and encodes 302 amino acids. Gene Ontology annotation, biological process: ribosomal large subunit assembly; translation. Gene Ontology annotation, cellular component: ribosome; cytosolic large ribosomal subunit.